GCGAGUCGGUUGUGCAAUUCGGGCUAAACAAUCCAAACAGCGCUAUAUAGUUAAUUAUUCUGGAUUUGAUUUUGUGAUCCGAGUGUUAGUUGCUACACGGGCAGGAUGGCCGGACCGUUUCUAUCGCCGCUGCCCGGCGAUCUGCUGACGGAGUACAUGUUCGGGAGGAGACGCCAACGCAGGAAUAGAACCACCUUCACACCGCAGCAGCUCCAGGAAUUGGAGGCUCUGUUCCAGAAGACGCACUAUCCGGAUGUGUUUCUUCGAGAGGAGGUGGCGUUACGAAUAAGUCUCAGUGAGGCGCGAGUGCAGGUGUGGUUUCAAAACCGCCGAGCCAAGUGGAGAAAACAGGCAAGACUUCAACUCCUGCAAGACGCUUGGAGGAUGCGUUGCUUAGGAAUCAGCUCGCCACAGCUUGUUGUUGAUCCCCAAAACCCUGCCGCAGCUAACAACAAUAAUCCACCAAAUAAAAAACCUGACGAAUCCGGGUCCCCUCCCAAAGAACCGGAGUUCACGCUCAUGCAUCCAGCUUUCCAAGGCUCGAAUGGAAUCCCCGGCAACUCAUCCGACGCAGCCAAACGCACCGAUCAACCAAGUCACCCCGCCCUUUACCCGAACAACGGCGCAACUGCUCAGAUGGGCCUCCCAUCGUGUCCCACAAACCGGGACGAUCGCCAGUUGUAUCCCUUAGCUCACGCUGCGUCCCGCAUUACUAACCACCCGGAGGAUUCCAACAGCAGCGACCUUUCGGACGGAUCGGAGGAAAUUGAUCUCACCACCAAUGGCGGCUGCAUCGACUACUCCAGCAGUGGGGCAAACCGAAAUUAAUCUUCCGUUUAGGAAUUUUCAUUUUUACAAUGUACAUAAGUUCAAUCCUACGCUAGCGGCCAAAGCAUUCUCGUGUGUAAAACUUCAGUCAUAGUCAUUAGUCUUGGGGUCAUUCUCCGGUUGAAAGC
Messenger RNA from Armigeres subalbatus, 956 nucleotides. RefSeq names its product retina and anterior neural fold homeobox protein 2. Lineage: Eukaryota; Metazoa; Arthropoda; Insecta; Diptera; Culicidae. Gene Ontology annotation, biological process: regulation of transcription by RNA polymerase II. The coding region runs from base 106 to 828 and encodes 240 amino acids. The record is from RefSeq and is a predicted model, not a curated record. The transcript is spliced from 3 exons. Gene Ontology annotation, molecular function: RNA polymerase II transcription regulatory region sequence-specific DNA binding; DNA-binding transcription factor activity, RNA polymerase II-specific.